AUGCACCAUAUCCACACGAUAACAGGACUCGUUGAAGUACUAGGAGAGUACGAGAGACUGUUCGAUCUCACGUUCAGCGAUUUAAUGAAGGCUUUUGACUCAUUUGAGAUAGAAGCAGUCACGGAAGCAUUGGAUUAUCAGGACGCCCCUACUCAGUUCGCAAACAUUUUUCAUGAGUUAUUCAAAGAUUUCACAUCCAAAAUAUCACCGUUCCACAAUGAUAUUAAUAUCGUUAUUAAAAGAGCGGUUAGGACACCAUCUCGCCAAAAUUGCUUACCGCCACCGAUCCGAUCGUUCUUAUGA
Angiostrongylus costaricensis is the source of this 303-nucleotide messenger RNA. The record is from the annotation of a GenBank genome assembly. NCBI's taxonomy places the organism in Eukaryota, Metazoa, Nematoda, Chromadorea, Rhabditida, Metastrongylidae.